This is a messenger RNA of Marmota flaviventris (yellow-bellied marmot), 4512 nucleotides long. It is a transcript of the gene Cux2, whose product is annotated as cut like homeobox 2. Gene Ontology annotation, biological process: regulation of transcription by RNA polymerase II. Gene Ontology annotation, molecular function: DNA-binding transcription factor activity, RNA polymerase II-specific; RNA polymerase II transcription regulatory region sequence-specific DNA binding. Gene Ontology annotation, cellular component: nucleus. The record is from RefSeq and is a predicted model, not a curated record. NCBI's taxonomy places the organism in Eukaryota, Metazoa, Chordata, Mammalia, Rodentia, Sciuridae.
AUGGCCGCCAAUGUGGGAUCGAUGUUUCAAUAUUGGAAGCGAUUUGAUCUACGGCGACUCCAGAAGGAGCUUAAUUCCGUCGCUUCCGAGCUGUCUGCGCGGCAGGAGGAGAGUGAACAUUCUCAUAAACAUUUAAUUGAACUCCGCCGGGAAUUUAAGAAAAAUGUACCUGAGGAAAUCAGAGAGAUGGUGGCUCCUGUAUUGAAAAGCUUCCAAGCUGAGGUGGUGGCCCUUAGUAAGAGAAGCCAGGAGGCAGAGGCGGCUUUUCUGAGUGUUUACAAGCAAUUAGUUGAAGCACCAGACCCUGUGCCUACAUUGGAGGUGGCGCGUAGCCUGGACGACAGACUGCAGCCCCCCAGUUUGGACCCCAGCAGGCAGCCCCGGCGGGACCUCCACGCUUCUUGGAAGAGGCACCCCGAGCUCCUUGGCCACAAAGAGCAGAAAGAGGGGACGUCCCCAGCCGUGCCCACGCUGACCGAGGGGAGCCGCCUGCCCGGCAUCGCUGGGAAAGCCCUCCUGACAGAAGCCUUGCUGCAGAGAAAUGAGGCCGAGAAACAGAAGGGCCUUCAAGAAGUGCAGGUCACGCUGGCAGCCAGACUGGGGGAGGCAGAGGAGAAGAUCAAGGUCCUACAUUCAGCGUUAAAGGCCACGCAGACGGAGCUGCUAGAGCUGCGUCGCAAGUACGACGAGGAGGCCGCGUCCAAGGCAGAUGAGGUCGGCCUGAUCAUGACGAACCUGGAGAAAGCUAACCAGCGCGCUGAAGCCGCCCAGCGGGAAGUGGAGAGUCUCCGGGAACAGCUGGCCUCUGUCAACAGCUCUAUCCGCCUGGCCUGCUGCUCCCCGCAGGGACCCAGUGGGGAGAAGGUGAGCUUCGCCCUGUGCUCAGGGCCUCGGCUGGAGGCUGCCCUGGCCUCCAAGGACAGGGAGAUCCUGCGGCUGCUGAAGGACGCACAGCACCUCCGCAACUCUCUGCAGGAGCUGGAGGAGGCCUCUGCCAACCAGAUCGCGGACCUGGAGCAGCAGCUCACAGCCAAGUCCGAGGCCAUAGAGAAGCUAGAAGAAAAGCUCCAGGCACAGUCGGACUAUGAAGAGAUCAAAACAGAGCUGAGCAUCCUGAAAGCCAUGAAGCUGGCCUCCAGCACCUGCAGCCUCCCCCAGGGCCUGGCCAAACCUGAUGACUCACUACUCAUAGCAAAGGAGGCCUUCUUCCCAGCACAGAAGUUCCUUCUAGAAAAGCCCAGUCUUCUGACCAGCCCUGAGGAGGACCCUUCCGAGGACGACUCCAUCAAGGACUCUCUGGGCACAGAGCCAUCCUACCCCUCCCCUCAGCAGCUGCCACCUCCACCAGGACCUGAAGACCCAAUGUCCCCCAGCCCUGGGCAGGCCCUGCUGGGCCCCAGCCUGGGACCUGAUGGCCCGCGGACUUUCUCGCUGUCCCCAUUCCCCAGCCUGGCCUCAGGGGAAAGACUGGCUGGGGACACAUUGCUCUCCAAGCACAUGAUGCCCCCGGCCCCCUUCAAGGGAGAGGCAGGUGGCUUGCUGGUGUUCCCUCCAAGCUUCUAUAACACCAAGCCCCCCACGGCCCCAGCCACCCCAGCCCCUGCCCCUGAGCCCCCAGGGAGCCUCGAGCCUGCCGAUGGUGGCGGGGGCAGUGUGGCAGGCACCGGGGCAGAGGAGGAACAGCUGGACACAGCGGAGAUAGCCUUCCAGGUGAAGGAGCAGCUGCUCAAGCACAACAUCGGGCAGCGGGUGUUCGGCCACUAUGUGCUAGGGCUGUCCCAGGGCUCCGUCAGCGAGAUCCUGGCCCGGCCCAAGCCCUGGCGCAAGCUCACAGUGAAGGGCAAGGAGCCCUUCCUCAAGAUGAAGCAGUUUCUGUCAGAUGAACAGAAUGUGUUGGCCCUGAGGACCAUCCAGGUGCGGCAGCGAGGUAGCAUCACCCCACGAAUCCGCACACCUGAGACGGGCUCGGACGAUGCCAUCAAGAGCAUCCUGGAGCAGGCCAAGAAGGAGAUCGAGUCCCAGAAAGGGGGUGAACCCAAGAACUCAGCGGCCCCAUUGAGCAUCACCAACGGCACAGCCUCCACCAGCACCUCAGAAGAUGCCAUCAAGAACAUUCUGGAACAGGCUCGCCGUGAGAUGCAGGCCCAGCAGCAGGCCCUGCUGGAAAUGGAGGCAGGACCCCGGGGCCGCUCGGUGCCCCCUUCUCCCCCAGAGCGGCCCUCGCUGGCAGCCAUGAGCCAGAAUGGGGGCCCAGCCUACGUCAAGCAGGAGGACAGCACUGGAGGUGGCAGCGGGGGGACCAGCAGCAGUGCCACACAGACGUCCCUCACGGUCCUAUCCCCCGCAGCCUUUGUGCAAAGCAUCAUCCGGAAAGUCAAAUCAGAGAUUGGUGAUGCCGGCUACUUCGAUCACCACUGGGCCUCGGACCGCGGCCUGCUCAGCCGCCCCUAUGCCUCUGUCUCGCCCUCCCUGUCCUCCUCCUCCUCCAGCUACUCUGGCCAACCCAACGGGCGGGCCUGGCCCCGCGGAGACGAGGCGCCCGCUGCCCCUGAGGAUGAGGCAGCUGGGGGCGAGGAUGAGUCCCCCAGGGUGGGCGAACUGAAGGCAGAAGGGGGAGCCCCCGAGGUGGGCAGCAGCGGGCGGCUGGCCUACUACCCAGCCUAUGUGCCCCGCACCCUGAAGCCCACCGUGCCACCCCUGACCCCCGAGCAGUACGAGCUCUACAUGUACCGCGAGGUGGACACUCUGGAGCUGACGCGCCAGGUCAAGGAGAAGCUGGCCAAGAAUGGGAUCUGCCAGAGGAUCUUUGGGGAGAAGGUGCUGGGCCUAUCGCAGGGCAGCGUGAGUGACAUGCUGUCCCGGCCGAAGCCCUGGAGCAAGCUGACACAGAAGGGGCGGGAGCCCUUCAUCCGCAUGCAGCUGUGGCUCUCAGACCAGCUCGGUCAGGCCGUGGGCCAGCAGCCCAGCGCCUCCCAAGCCAGUCCUCCCGAGCUGCGGUCCUCACCUUCACCGCCCCCAAGCCCCCUGGAGCCUGAGAAGAGUUCCCAAGAGUCCUUGAGCCUGUCACUGGAGAGCAGCAAGGAGAACCAGCAGCCAGACGGCCGCUCUGGCUCCUCGCUGGGUGGGAAGAUGCACUCUGGCAGCCAGGCCGCGGGAGGCAUCCAGGAGAUUGUGGCUAUGUCCCCAGAGCUGGACACUUACUCCAUCACCAAAAGAGUCAAGGAGGUCCUCACAGACAACAAUCUAGGGCAGCGGCUGUUUGGGGAGAGCAUCCUGGGCCUGACCCAGGGCUCUGUGUCUGACCUGUUGUCCCGGCCCAAACCCUGGCACAAGCUGAGCCUGAAGGGGAGGGAGCCCUUUGUCCGCAUGCAGCUGUGGCUCAGUGACCCCCACAAUGUGGAGAAGCUGAGGGACAUGAAGAAGCUAGAGAAGAAAGCCUACCUGAAACGCCGCUAUGGCCUCAUCAGUACUGGCUCGGACAGUGAGUCUCCAGCCACGCGCUCCGAGUGCCCCAGCCCCUGCCUGCAGCCCCAGGACCUGAGCCUCCUGCAGGUCAAGAAGCCCCGCGUGGUGCUGGCGCCCGAGGAGAAGGAGGCGCUAAGGAAGGCUUACCAGCUGGAGCCCUACCCCUCCCAGCAGACCAUCGAGCUGCUGUCCCUCCAGCUCAACCUGAAGACCAACACCGUCAUCAACUGGUUCCACAACUACAGGUCCCGGAUGCGCCGGGAGAUGUUGGUGGAGGGAACCCAGGACGAGCCAGACCUCGACCCAAGUGGGGGUCCUGGUGUCCUGACACCAGGCCACUCCCAGCCGGACCCUGCCCAGCCGGACCCUGACUCAGAAGCUGAGGACCAGAAGCCCACUGUGAAGGAACUGGAGCUUCAGGAGGGCUCUGAGGAGCGCAUCAUGCCCCUGACUGCCCCGGACAGGUCCCAAGUGAGGAUCAAGCAGGAGCAGAGCGAGGAGGACACUGAGGAGGAAGUGGGAGGCCAGCCCCAGGACCCAGGGGAGCCAGACAAAGGCCAAGGACCCCCCAAAGAGGAGCAUCUUGACCCUCUGAGUAAUGAUGGACUCCCAAGAGUGGCCCCAGAGCCCCUUCUUUCAGGCGGAAACACCUCAGACUGCACCUCACUACAUCCCCCCGAGGAGAGUGAGGCUGGGGGGCGGCUUCACUCGGACCCUCUGAGUUUUAAGUCAGCCUCGGAGUCCUCGCGCUGCAGCCUGGAGGUGUCACUGAACUCGCCCUCAGCUGCCUCCUCACCAGGCCUCAUGAUGUCUGUGUCACCUGUCCCCUCCUCGUCAGCCCCCAUCUCCCCAUCCCCACCUGGUGCCCCCCCUGCCAAAGUGCCGAGUGUCAGCCCCACUGCCGACACAGCUGGGGCCUUGCACCCCAAUGCCAAGGUGAACCCCAAUUUGCAGCGGCGGCAUGAGAAGAUGGCCAACUUGAACAGCAUCAUCUAUCGGCUAGAGAGGGCUGCUAACCGGGAGGAGGCCCUGGAGUGGGAAUUCUGA